AUGAGCGCAAUCGGACCUGCCCCUGGCCGUGAUACUAUCCCGCAUUUCAAGGCGCGUGCCAAGUCGCCAUCCCGACACAGUGCAGGGAUCUUCGUGCUUAUUUACCUCGGCAAAAGGCUUGGGCAAGGCUUGGAUCGCUUGUGUUUCCUUGUCGAUGAAAAGGAUGUACCGGUGGGUAUAGUGUUAUGCACUGACAGGUGGUUUGUAAAUGAAAUAUGGACGCAUCUGGUUUGA
Messenger RNA from Bipolaris oryzae ATCC 44560, 234 nucleotides. RefSeq lists its product as uncharacterized. Lineage: Eukaryota; Fungi; Ascomycota; Dothideomycetes; Pleosporales; Pleosporaceae. The transcript is spliced from 2 exons. The record is from RefSeq and is a predicted model, not a curated record. Bases 1 to 234 code for a protein of 77 amino acids.